Camelus dromedarius (Arabian camel) is the source of this 1669-nucleotide messenger RNA. RefSeq names its product POU class 4 homeobox 1 (gene POU4F1). Gene Ontology annotation, biological process: regulation of transcription by RNA polymerase II. Gene Ontology annotation, molecular function: DNA-binding transcription factor activity, RNA polymerase II-specific; RNA polymerase II cis-regulatory region sequence-specific DNA binding. NCBI's taxonomy places the organism in Eukaryota, Metazoa, Chordata, Mammalia, Artiodactyla, Camelidae. The coding region runs from base 226 to 1491 and encodes 421 amino acids. The record is from RefSeq and is a predicted model, not a curated record. The transcript has 2 exons.
CGGAGAAGUGGGAUCGCGAGGCCGGUGCGCUGCGGUCUGCGUGGUCAAAGAGAGCGCCGGGCGGAGCGGCGGCAGCAGAAGCAGCAGCGGCCCCCGGCGCGACCGCCGCCUCCGCGCCGCCAGUCGCGGCUGCUGCAGCCUCCGAACGGAGGCCGGGGAAGCCGGCGUGCGCACUUUCCCGGGGACUUUCGGAGUGUUUGUGGAUUUACAUGCCAAGCCAUCAAGAUGAUGUCCAUGAACAGCAAGCAACCUCACUUUGCUAUGCAUCCCACCCUCCCUGAGCACAAGUACCCAUCUCUGCACUCCAGCUCCGAGGCCAUCCGGCGGGCCUGCCUGCCCACGCCGCCGCUGCAGAGCAACCUCUUCGCCAGCCUAGACGAAACGCUGCUGGCGCGGGCCGAGGCGCUGGCGGCCGUGGACAUCGCAGUGUCCCAGGGCAAGAGCCACCCGUUCAAGCCGGACGCCACGUACCACACGAUGAACAGCGUGCCAUGCACGUCCACGUCCACCGUGCCGCUGGCACACCACCACCACCACCACCACCACCACCAGGCGCUCGAGCCCGGUGACCUGCUGGACCACAUCUCGUCGCCCUCGCUCGCGCUCAUGGCCGGCGCCGGCGGCGCGGGCGCAGCGGGUGGCGGCGGAGGCGCCCACGACGGCCCGGGGGGCGGCGGUGGCCCAGGGGGCGGCGGCGGCCCAGGCGGUGGCGGCCCCGGGGGCGGCGGCGGCGGCGGCGGCCCGGGGGGCGGCGGCGGGGGCCCGGGCGGCGGGCUGCUGGGCGGCUCGGCGCAUCCGCACCCGCAUAUGCACGGCCUGGGCCACCUGUCGCACCCGGCGGCGGCGGCCGCCAUGAACAUGCCGUCGGGGCUGCCGCACCCAGGGCUGGUGGCGGCGGCGGCCCACCACGGCGCGGCGGCGGCAGCGGCGGCGGCGGCUGCCGGGCAGGUGGCGGCGGCGUCGGCGGCGGCGGCUGUGGUGGGCGCGGCGGGCCUGGCGUCCAUCUGCGACUCGGACACGGACCCGCGCGAGCUCGAGGCGUUCGCGGAGCGCUUCAAGCAGCGGCGCAUCAAGCUGGGCGUGACGCAGGCCGACGUGGGCUCUGCGCUGGCCAACCUCAAGAUCCCGGGCGUGGGCUCGCUCAGCCAGAGCACCAUCUGCAGGUUCGAAUCGCUCACGCUGUCGCACAACAACAUGAUCGCGCUCAAGCCCAUCCUGCAGGCGUGGCUGGAGGAGGCCGAGGGCGCGCAGCGCGAGAAAAUGAACAAGCCGGAGCUCUUCAACGGCGGCGAGAAGAAGCGCAAGCGGACUUCCAUCGCCGCGCCCGAGAAGCGCUCCCUGGAGGCCUACUUCGCGGUACAGCCCCGGCCCUCGUCCGAGAAAAUCGCUGCCAUCGCCGAGAAACUGGACCUCAAAAAGAACGUGGUGCGGGUGUGGUUUUGCAACCAGAGACAGAAGCAGAAGCGGAUGAAAUUCUCCGCUACUUACUGAGGGGGAUGGGAAGUGCCGGGCCGGGCAGAGCGAGGAGCUGAAGGGGCGUUUCUGGGGGGCUUUCCUCGGGCCUGCUUCCCCCCAGAUUUGGAGUGUCCGUUAUCCUGCUUGCAUUUGGGGAGGCCCUCCUGGAGCGCUCUACUCCGCCUCCUCUCUGCUGUCCCUGCCCUUACCCUCU